AGCAACAACACCCGACCUCCGCAAUUUCGCAUAGGUGUGGGAGUGUGUGCGAAAAAAAGAGCAGAAAAAAGGACGAAGCGAAGGCAACGCGCGCGCGCCUUCACUGUGUGAGUGUAAAAUGCGUGGGUGUGUGUGAAAGGUGUAAAAAAUGUACAUUUUGUGAAUUGGCCAUAUAAAAAAGAAGAAAAGGAAAAAUAGAAGAGCAGAGAGAAGAGAAAAAGAGUAACGAGUGUAACCGAAAUAUAACAACAACAACAACUAACGUAACGAAAACGACGACAACCGUUAUAUUUAGCCGCCGCCGAAUCCAGUUAUACGACCUACUAACACCAACGCACAUUACGCACAAAUGUAGCCAAAGCUCUUUGCUGCUGGUUGUUGUUGCUGUUGUCCUGCUGUUAUUGUUGUUGGCGAAUGAAGCAAUUUUGCAACUAAACAAAAUGCACACAGAUCUCGAUAUCGGUAACAAUAUAAAUCACAGCAAGUGCGCAUUGCCAAUGCGCCGUCAGCAGCAACAGCACUUUUAUCAGCACACAACUCGCCCACCCACGCAGUGAAUUUAAUUAAACUAAUAAUUAUAACAAACACCAACAAAAUAAACAACAGCAAAAAUCUGUCAAGAAGAUCAAGUAGCUUAAAAAGUUUAAAUAAAUUUAAUUGCAUACAAAAAUAAGUUGCUAGAAAAAGUGCUCAAAGUGAAGAGAGAAAAAAAAAAUUAAAGAAAAAGACACCCUUUUGUGACGGGUGUGUGCGUGUGUAUGUGCAAGUGUGUGUAGGUGCUCGAGUGCGUGUGCGUGAGGAGCUGCAGCCGUCGUCGUCGUUGCUGUCGUCCUCGUCCUGACUGGAGCCCCGAGCCAAAGAGGCGUCACAACGUCGUCGUCAGCAAAACCCACGACAUCAGCCGCUGCUGCCGCCGCCGCCGCCGCCGUGUCCAAGGUAAAAACACAGCGUCAAGCAUCCACGCAGAGUCCACCACCAGGAGGAGCAGCAGCAGCAGCAGCGGUAUCAACAGCAUCAGCAACAGCAACAGCGACAACAGCACGCAGCGGCGGACGCAGCGGCCAUCGGCGUCGUAGUAGCAGCAGUAAUCCAAACGCCGGCAACACGAAAGCGACCAGCGGCAGCGGUGGAGCUGGCUGCGCCGGCGUCGCUGGUGGCGGUGGUGGUGGUGGAGGCGGUGGUGGCGGCGGCAUUGGAGUUGCUGGAGGCGGCGGUGGCACAGCCAACAUUAAGCAAAGCGUCAGUCGCAAUAGCAACAUACGCAGCAGCUCCUCCAACAGCACCAUGGCAUCGGCCAAUCAUAGAGGCGGACGCGGCGGCAUCGCUGGCGCCGGCGCUGGCGCUGGCGAUGGCAAUGCGGCUGGCUUGCUGUUCGGCUCCGCCUGGUUUCAGCGCAAAAUCAAUCUAAGGCCGCAGCAUCGCGGCGUCCAUUUGGUCACCGAAGAGAUACUUAGACAAAUGCCGGAGCUGAUGCAAUUCUCUGUGGGACUAUGUCACAUGCAAAUACUUCACACCUCGGCGAGUUUAGCGUUAAACGAGAGUUGGGAUCCAGACGUCAGAGACGAUAUGGAAAUGAUGUUGAAUAAAAUAGUUCCCGAAGGUUUGCCCUAUAGGCAUUCGUGCGAAGGACCCGACGAUAUGCCCGCACACGUGAAGGCCUGCUUUCUGGGCAGCUCACUGACAAUCCCCAUUACCGAUGGCAAACUCUCGCUGGGCACCUGGCAGGGCGUUUGGCUGUGCGAGCAUCGCGAUCAGGCCGGCAGCCGUAAGCUGGUGAUCACACUCACUGGCUGUCCGCGCGAACAGGCUGUACGCAGUCCGCUGUCACCCGUCUCGCCCAUCGCCAGUACGUCCAGUUAGGGGCGGCCUCGCUCCACCCGCGACAGCCGGUAAUCGCGGGGGAGCGACAAUAAUGACAUCAUUUCGUCGAGGAAGUUGAUUUUACAAAAGAAUUUAGCUAGGGCCACAGCACAGCAGCGAGCGGCGGCAGUUAUAGCCGCCGGACAUGGUUUAAUUGGAGCAACUGCAUCCGUUGCGGCACCGGCGCCACCCGGCGCUGUGCCCAUCGAUACGAAGACGCAGCGUUUGCUGUUGCGGCAGCGUUUACAUUUGAAUUUGAAUUUGAAUGUUACCGAAACGCUGCAGGAUGGCGUUGAUAUUGAUGAUGUUGAUGAGGAUGUCUGCGACGACGACGAUGAUGACAAUGGUACUGAUGAUGAUGUGGAUGACAAUAGGACUGCAUCCACUGAUGAUCGAACCGUUGUCAUUGUUGACAACGUUGUGGAUGUCGUCGAUGCUCAGGGCAGUGGGCGUCGCCGUGUUGGUGAUAAUCUACAAACCGUCACAACAGUGCCUCAAACCAAACAACAACAACUAAGACAUAAGAUCACCGCAGCAACAACAACAACAACAGAAACAGAAACAACAACCAGCUCAUCAACAGCAUCUAGCGCAUUAGCUAAAUUCAAUCGUAUACUCGAGUCUGCUAAACUGGAACCACAUCGGGCCUCGUCUGCGUUCAGUAGCGCAACGCUGCAGCAACGCCUGGCGCUGGCCUAUCCAGAGCUGCAACAGCAACAACAUCAUCCUCAGCAGCAGCAUCAGCAGCAACACGAGUUGCGACAAGUCGACAACCUCCCACGUAGCACUAGUCGUGGCAUUGCCGUCGUUAGCACCCCAUUAACAUUGCAAGCACUAGACACAAUAAAAACCAAGACGACGGCAAUGUUAGAGCAACAACAGCAACAAUUGCUGCAACAGCAGCAACACGACGCCGCUGAUUAUACGAAACGAAAUGAUGUGCAUUAUUUGUUGAAACAGUUAAAUAGUUUUAGUGAUAUAGAAGAAAUAGAAAUUGUUGAUAUGAAGCAAAGACAGCAGCGACAGCAACAGCAGCAGCAGCAGCCUCAGCAACAGCAGCAACAUCAUAAAAACCAACAGCAGCAGCAGCUAGAACAACAACGCACAAGCAGAUCCUCUGCAGCUGCCGCUGCGCCUGCGCCUGCCGCUGGCUGCUCCAGCUCCUUGGAGCUGAUGCCCAUGUCCCGUUCCAUGUUGCCCAUCGCCUUGGGCUCGCCAUCGACACAGUCGCACAAGGGCAACUUUAUGGGGCAUGCUGGCGACAGUACGACACGCUUGCAGUUCGAUGAUUAUUUGUUCGAAUCGUGUCAUUAUCUGGAGACAAACUAUUUUGCCGCUACCUAUCGCACUGCCAUGGUCGAGAGCAGCUCGCACGAGUUCCGGCCCUCGACCACAACGCCGACGAGCACACGGUCGGACAGCUUUGAGCUGCACGAACUGGAGCCGCCGAGCGUAAUAUGCAAGGCGGCACCCAUGCUGGACUAUCAUGCCGCAUCGCCGCCGCCCUAUCAGGCGGAGGUGCGCAUGACCAGCAGCGGUGUCCAGACGGAGCUGACAGUCGAGUCGCAGCUGAGUCAUAGCGGCAGCUCUAGCUCAGGCAGUUCGCCGCAUGUGCCGCCCUUUUUCAUAUGCUGCUACACGCCCAUCGAUCGUUGGCGGGCAAGGCGAAUGGGCGCGGCUAAUGCCGCCAAGCGUGAUAAUCCAGAGAAAAACGGGCAUGCUGUCUGACAGUAAAUGAAUUUAUACAAAUAACUCAAAAGCGAUACUAACUAAGCGUCAGCUGCGCUGUUUCAUUUGCGAUAUCAACAAACGAUUCCAUUUCGAAGACAGUCAAUACACAAAACUUCGCCUAAAAUUCAUUUUGAAAAAGUUUAAAACAAAAACAUGUACAUUUUUUUAUACACACUCACACACAUACCAAACAUUCGCACAUUUUUGCAAUACACUCAACAACAAAAAAGAAGAUGAAGAAAAUAUAAAACAUUUUGAUAGACUUCAAAUUAAAGAUAAAUUUAUUGAAAAGAGUGAAGAGUAAACUCAUUUGGAAAUGUAAAAAUAAUGAAAUGAAAAGCAAACUUCAAGCAUGUCAUCAUAAUUAUAAAUUGUAAUUGAAUUGUUUCAAUCCAAUAAAAUACUAAAUAAAAUUUCAAGCAAAAUCGAAAAUUGUUAACAUAUGCGCAAAACAACACAGAAAUUUGUAGCCAGCUAAAUGAAGUUGAGAAUUGUGAGAGCUUGUAUAGUAAGUUGUUUAAUAAAUAAUAAUAAUGAAAGCUAAAUAAGUAUAUAAACUGAACGAAAGAAACGCACAGGCUGAAAGUUCUUUCAAAAUUUGUUUUUUUUUUAUGUAAAAUUCUAGGGAAGGCAAGAAGAGUGAAAGUGUUUAACAGAAAGUUUUUUGAUAUUAAAAAAAAAUAUUGUUUACUCAUUUUAAAUGAGAAAUACAAAAUUCUUUAAAAUUCUGGCGAAGAUGAACAUUUCAGCAUCAACUGUGCGUUUCGUAGUCAAAAGUUAUGCAUUGAGUUAUUCAUAAAACCAAGCAAGAAAUGCAAUUGUUACAAAAAUUAACACUAUAGAAUAUUAAACAAUUGUGUUUUAACACCAUCUCGCUAAUAUCAAAAUUAUAUUGCAUAGUUUUUGGCACAGUAAAGUAUGCUAUAAAUAUAAUGGCGGAAUGUGUGAAAUCGAAACAUGUUGGAAUCUCGUUUUUAUGAUCAAUUUGUUGUAUAUGUUAAUAUAAUUUGUAAGCAUCUUAACGAAGAGCAAAGAAAAAAUCAACUGGAAUUGUUCGAGCACAAGCAGCAACUGCUUUUAGUUUUCGUUUAUUUAAAUUUUCCUUUAUCUCUCUCUCUCUCUCUCAUCAAUUGUGAACCCAAUGGAAAGCAAUAUUAGUUAUUAAUAUUCUGAUGAAAAAGAAAAAGAAAAAACAAAUCAUGUGUAGAAUUUGGUCAAUUUGGUUGGAAAUUAAAGGAAAAUAAAAGAAGAACACAAUGUAAGCUAAACUAUUCCAUUAAUUAAUAACUAAUACAUAGACAUAAUAUCACUAAGCUUAACAAACAAAGAUACGCGCUUUAGUUGGAAACAAAAUAAAACAAGUUUGAAACAAUAAAAUAUUAAACAAAUUUUUGAUCAAUUA
Molecule: messenger RNA, 4993 nt
Organism: Drosophila mojavensis
Lineage: Eukaryota; Metazoa; Arthropoda; Insecta; Diptera; Drosophilidae
Exons: 5
Source: RefSeq, a predicted model, not a curated record